CUCCUCGGCGGUCCCGGGUGGCGGCGGCGGCGGCGGCGGCGGAGACGGCGACGGCGACAUGGAGAGCGGGGCCUACGGCGCGGCCAAGGCGGGCGGCUCCUUCGACCUGCGGCACUUCCUGACGCAGCCGCAGGUGGUCGCGCGCGCCGUGUGCUUGAUCUUGGCCUUGAUCGUGUUCUCGUGCAUCUUUGGUGAGGGCUACAGCAAUACCCACGAGUCCCAGCAGAGAUACUGCGUGUUCAACCGCAACGAGGAUGCCUGUCGCUACGGCAGUGCCAUCGGCGUGUUGGCCUUCCUGGCCUGUGCCUUCUUCUUCGUGGUCGACAUUUAUUUCCCCCAGAUCAGCAAUGCCACUGACCGCAAGUACCUGGUCAUCGGUGACCUGCUCUUCUCAGCUCUCUGGACCUUCCUGUGGUUCGUUGGUUUCUGCUUCCUUACCAAUCAGUGGGCAGCCACCAAGAUGGAGGAUGUGCGAGUAGGAGCUGACUCAGCGCGGGCAGCCAUCACCUUCAGCUUCUUUUCAAUCUUCUCCUGGGGUGUGCUGGCCUGCCUGGCCUACCAGCGCUACAAGGCCGGGGUGGACGACUUCAUCCAGAACUACGUGGACCCCACUCCAGACGCCAGCUCGGCCUACGCCUCCUACCCGGGUGCGUCUGCGGACAACUACCAGCAGCCACCCUUUACCCAGAACGCCGAGACCACUGAGGGCUACCAGCCGCCCCCUGUGUAUUGAGCUGCAGGCAGGGAUGGUAAGGGGAGCAGGGAGGGCGCCGGGGGGCCUCCCCUCCGUCCUGGACUCCUCCCGCGAGGCUUGCCUCCCUGAGCUGCUGGCCCCUCUCGCCGGCGCUGCCUGGAGAGCCCCUGCCUUCCCGGCCUGGCUGUGGAGCCUUGCCUGAAGUGCCUGUGUGCCCCCAGGGCUUUGCCCAGCACUCCUCAAGGGCAUUUGUCAGCCAAGGGUUUUUAGCUAGAUGUGUUUUGUGGUUGCUUUGAGUGAUCCCCACCCUGCCCAGAGAGCUGGAAGUGCCCGCCGUGCUGUUUUCACAAGUGCCUUAGCUUCUCUCCAGCCCCGAGGAGCCGUGGGGGCCGCAGUUCCUUGGGGUUCUCUGCCAAAGACGAGGCUGGGGGCCUCCACCUGCCCUGGUGCUCGUGCUGGGCGGGGCUCCCUUCCUCUUCACUCAGGUUUGUCCCCGCGCCCCCACGUCUGCUCUGGGAGGGGGCAGCCCGCGCUCACUGCUGUAGUGUCUGCCCACUCUUGGAUCGGGGUCAUCGCUCUGCAGCCACUGUCUCUGGGCUGCCUUCCAGACAGCCCCCGGGUUGGCUGGUGCCACCCCAGGGUCACCGGGCAGCACUUCUCCUUGCUCCCACCCGUUGGCGACAGGGAGGGGCUUUGCCUGACCGAUAACACCCAGCUUUAUGUAAAUAUUCCGCCACUGUUAGGAGGUGUGGGCACACCCCUGCCCGCCCC
Equus quagga is the source of this 1465-nucleotide messenger RNA. RefSeq names its product synaptogyrin 2 (gene SYNGR2). The record is from RefSeq and is a predicted model, not a curated record. Gene Ontology annotation, cellular component: neuromuscular junction; synaptic vesicle membrane. Bases 59 to 733 code for a protein of 224 amino acids. The transcript has 4 exons. NCBI's taxonomy places the organism in Eukaryota, Metazoa, Chordata, Mammalia, Perissodactyla, Equidae.